Messenger RNA from Rhizophagus irregularis DAOM 181602=DAOM 197198, 1471 nucleotides. NCBI's taxonomy places the organism in Eukaryota, Fungi, Glomeromycota, Glomeromycetes, Glomerales, Glomeraceae. The record is from RefSeq and is a predicted model, not a curated record.
CUUGGCUAUCAGACCCGUCUCUUCGUCCAGAAUUAAAUUAUUUAUUCGAUGUUCUUGAAGAUCUCUACUUUCAUUUCAGAAGACUCAAAUAGAGGUCUAAAUCCGAAAGAUACUAUAGUAGACACGUCUAAAUUUGCUGAGGCUGUUGGACCUUAUCUUCCUUUGAUAACAGCAGUAGCUUCACUUACACAACAAAUCGUAAAAGCAUAUGAAAGUGCUCAAUAUAAUAAGAAAUCAUGCGCGGCAUUGCUUGAAAGAGUACAAGCAGCUGAAGUAGCUGUUCAAGCAUUAAAUCAGCCUAGACAAGAAAAUGAAAAAAAUUUUCGCAAUCAAUCAUAUUAUUAUAACUUUGAAAGAUUUAUCGUUCAUGUUAAAGAGAGAUUUCAACAAUUAAUUACAGAUUUUGAUAGUGUUGUAGCAGAUUUACGACUGGCAAUGGUAAUUGCUAAUGAAGACGAAAGACAGUCGGAUAUUGCUAUGUUACAAGAAGAUAUUGACGAAAUGACCAAAUUUUUAGAAAAAAUUGAAGGUGGCGUGACAACAAUUGAUAAAAAGAUUAGUAAUGUUCUCGAACACAUCUCAACUUCAAUAAGCAAAUCAUUUGAAAAAGGUUUCAACCCUAUUAUCAAUAAAAUUGAUCCAAAUGAGUUAAAAGAACCUGUUGGUGGUAGUCAACCAGUUGUAUCAUCACGUAACAAGCAUAAGAUACAUAAAAAACUUUAUAGAGGACAAGAUGCGGCAUGUAAACUUAUUGCCGAGGAACAAAAUAAAUCUGCUGACAAAUCAUCAGAAACAGUUUCACCAAUUUUAAAUAGGGUUUAUGCUGAAUCGGCAAUUUUGAGUAAUUUAGGGAAAUGUGAUUACAUUAUUAAUUUUCAUGGAUUAUGUGAAAAGGAUGGAAGCGUUUUUGGUGUUUUUGGAUGGGCAGAGAAUGGAAAUUUGAGAGAACUAUAUGGGAGAUAUGAAAUUGAAUGGCCUCGAAAAUUAAAAAUUGCAUUAAACAUUUGUCGUGGGAUUACUUUUCUUCACGGAUGUCAAAUUUUACAUCAUGAUAUUAGAUGUGAAAAUAUAUUGAUAACCGAAAAUCUGGAACCAAAAAUUUCGAAUUUCAAGUAUAGUCGUGCUAUACAAGCAAAUACUACCAACAUUGGGAAUAUUACACAAAUCGUUCGUUGGUUAGCACCUGAGAAAAUGAAUUCAAAGAAAAUACAGACAGAAAUUGCAGCCGCUGUUUCAGCAGCACAACAGGCACCGAAAAAAGAUGAAGCUUUUCAAAGAUUUCCAUACAAAGAUAUGGAAAUUUCUGAAAUUCAAAAACAUGUAUUAAAUGGUAAAAGAGAACAUUUAAAUUUUCCUUUAAGUUCAUUUGGAGUUGAGAAAGAAUAUGGCAACAUUAUUAAAGCUGCCUGGCAAUCGGAUCCAUCUCUUCGUCCAGAAUUAAAUUAUUUAUUCAAUGAUCUCGAAAAUUUGA